GCCAGCACACACUCCUUGCCCAGAGCGGCGAGAGAGCAGAGCUUUGCGAGCCGCGUUCAAGCCGCCGCCUCUGCCGCUGGUGCACGGGGCUCUGCCUCUGCAGCCCGCGCGGGCGUUCGGCGAGCCAGCCGGUUCGGCAGUGCCAGCUCGACGGGAGCAUUCAGUAUCUUCCCGCUACCCAGAGCCCGCAUCCGCUCGCGCUGUCCGAGACCCCCGGCCCGCCGCUGCCGCCGCCGCCUGCCCACUUCGCAGCAACUUCUGCGGCCGCGUGUCGCCGGCCUUCUGCUUGUCUUGGAAGUUGCAGAGCCCGCCACAAAGUUGGGACACUUGGGCAUUAAAUUUUGCCCUAGUGUGCAGGUCCCUCGGUUCGUGGAUCCUGGUACUUUGUCAAGUACUUGGUGGGAUCCCGGGAACCUGGGCUUUUCCAGCACACCACACCCCCGGGGAGAAAAAACCAACCAACCAAACUUUCCUCUUCCCGCUAGAAAAAAACAAAUUCUUUAAGGAUGGAGCUGUUCUAUUGGUGCUUGCUGUGCCUCCUGUUACCACUCACCUCAAGGACCCAGAAGCUGCCCACCCGAGAUGAGGAACUCUUUCAGAUGCAAAUCCGGGAUAAGACGUUUUUUCAUGAUUCAUCUGUGAUUCCAGAUGGAGCCGAAAUCAGCAGUUACCUCUUUAGAGAUACACCGAGAAGGUAUUUCUUCAUGGUUGAAGAGGAUAACACCCCACUGUCAGUCAUAGUGACCCCCUGUGAUGCACCUCUGGAGUGGAAGCUGAGCCUCCAGGAGCUGCCUGAGGAGCCCAGUGCAGACGGAUCAGGUGACCCAGAACCACUUGACCAGCAGAAGCAGCAGAUGACUGAUGUGGAGGGCACAGAACUGUUCUCCUACAAGGGCAAUGAUGUAGAGUAUUUUCUGUCUUCAAGUUCUCCAUCUGGUUUGUAUCAGUUGGAGCUUCUUUCAACAGAGAAAGACACACAUUUCAAAGUUUAUGCCACCACCACUCCAGAAUCUGAUCAGCCAUACCCUGACUUACCAUAUGACCCCAGAGUUGAUGUGACCUCCAUUGGACGUACUACCGUUACUUUGGCCUGGAAACCAAGCCCCACAGCCUCUAUGUUGAAACAACCCAUAGAGUACUGUGUGGUCAUCAACAAAGAACACAAUUUCAAAAGCCUUUGUGCAGUGGAAACAAAGAUGAGUGGAGAUGAUGCUUUCAUGGUGGCGCCCAAACCUGGCCUAGACUUUAGCCUCUUUGACUUUGCCCAUUUUGGAUUUCCAGCAGACAAUUUGGGUAAAGAUCACAGCUUCCUGGCCAAGCCUUCUCCCAAAGUGGGGCGCCAUGUCUACUGGAGGCCCAAGGUUGACAUUCAAAAAAUUUGCAUAGGCAAUAAAAAUAUUUUCACAGUCUCUGACCUGAAGCCCAAUACCCAGUACUACUUUGAUGUCUUCAUGGUCAAUACCAACACCAACAUGAGCACAGCAUAUGUAGGUGCCUUUGCCAGAACCAAGGAAGAGGCAAAACAGAAGACAGUGGAGCUCAAAGACGGGAGGGUCACAGACGUGUUUGUUAAAAGGAAGGGGAAAAAGUUUCUACGGUUUGCUCCAGUCUCCUCUCACCAAAAAGUCACCUUCUUUAUUCACUCUUGUCUGGAUGCCAUUCAAGUCCAAGUAAGAAGAGACCGGAAGCUGCUUCUGUCACACAAUGUGCAAGGCAUUCGGCAGUUUCAGUUAAGAGGAAAACCCAAAGGAAAAUACCUCAUUCGACUGAAAGGCAGCAAGAAAGGAACAUCAAUGGUGAAAAUACUGGCUACCACCAGGCCCAGUAAGCAUGCAUUCCCCUCUCUUCCUGAAGACACGAGAAUCAAAGUCUUUGACAAGCUACGCACCUGCUCUUCAGUCACGGUGGCAUGGCUUGGCACCCAAGAAAGGAGAAAGUUUUGUAUCUACAGAAAGGAAGUGGGUGGAAACUACAGUGAAGACCAGAAGAGAAGAGACCGAAACCAGUGCCUAGGACCAGAUACCAGAAAGAAGUCAGAGAAGGUCCUUUGCAAAUACUUCCACAGUCAAAACCUACAGAAAGCAGUGACUACAGAGACAAUCAGAGAUCUGCAGCCUGGCAAGUCUUACCUGCUGGAUGUUUAUGCCAUAGGACAAGGGGGACACUCUGUGAAGUAUCAAAGUAAACUUGUGAAAACAAGGAAGGUCUGUUAGUUACCUUGAGUGAAGAUUGGGAGAACUCCAGGAGAGACAUGGAAUCACACUGCCUGUAACUGACUACUCUAGUGACAAACAGAAAUUGUACUUGAAAGAAAGGGUAACAACAUGUGUACAAUGAUGCCUGUCUAAUGUAACAUGGAGACUUGUACUCACGCACACCUGUGGUACUUAGGGUCCAUCUGUCUAAUGCUGGUUAAUGUCAAAGGAAGAGGGUAUCUCGAUGGAUACCACCCUUUGCUUUGACCAUUGCAUGAACUGCUUCUAAAUUAUUUUAUUACCUAAAAUUUAAAAUAUGCCAUUCGUUGCACACAUUCACAAAUGCAAAUAAUUCCUCUCUAUAGAUGUUAGGGGAAAUUUAUAUAUAAAUAUAUAAAUAUAAAUUAUUUUAUAAAGUCUGUUUUAAAUGUUGGUGUUUCUAUUAUUGUAAGCUAUUAAAUUCUUUCUCUGAUAAAGUAUAGAUCUAAUCUAAGAUCGUAUCGUCCUCUAAGCAGUAAUAUUGUUGUAAAUUCUUAUUUGUUCAGUAAAGUGUUUAAAUGCUGUUUGUAUGUAUCUCAUGUAAAAAGUUGAUAUACAUUAUAUUCAUGUACAUAAAAUUAAGAAUAUUAGAAUAUUACACUGUUCAUUUUCCUAAGCAGUACUGUGGUAUAUUCAAUUGCCUAUCUGUCCUUAAAACCGUGCUUUUCUGUAGUUAGCACCAAAAUUUAGUAUUAUUUAGUAGCUAGGAGGGAAUGUUGCCUCUCUCGACCUUUACUGACAUCAAGAGCUGGUUAUUCAAGUCUGAAUUUAGGAACUAAAUGGGAGCUGAAGAACUCUAAGUAGGCUUGUUUGAGCAGAGGCCAAGCCAAAUACUAUCAACCUGAUAAUUGAUCAUUUUAAACAUUUAUUUUCCAUUUGCUUAAAUUUUGGCAAAUCUUUUAACUGCUAGCUGGAAACAAGCGAGUAACCUUGAUUACAACUUUCAUCAGUCACAACACAACAGUACAAUGCUGCUUACAAGAUUUACAAAGCACUGCUGCAGCUAAUUUUUGAGUUUUUCACUGUUUUUUAAAGGUAAUUUUAGUAUAAGUUACAAGUCUAGCAGAUAACAUCUGCAGGCCCUACCAAGGGAGCAUGAGGGCACUUUUAUCCUCUACAGAUUUUACUUGGAAAUCCCAAGGCAUCAUGAGACCACAAAACCAAGAUUCAGAAAUACUUGUAAUUGUUGGUCACCUAAAAUAAUAUGACGUUAGGAGAAUGUUACUGCCCACUCUCCCCUUUCCCAUUUAGAAAGUUGAGGAAGUGGUAGAAGUGGAUACAACAACACUGUGAAAUACCUUGUGUCAUAAGAAGUUGCUAUUUGCAAAAUCCUGACUCUAAACCCUUACCUUCUAUGACUACAGUGUGGACAGGCACAAUGGUUGCUCUUUUUGCUCUCCCCUGCAUGCCUGGCUGGUGAGAGUUUACCAGCAGCAUUGCUAUGGAGUAGAGGAAUACUGUGGCAGAGUCAGGGGUACUUAUCGCUCCCUAUGGCAUGUGCCCUGCAACCAUUAUGGCACACCCUCUAAAUCUUUGGCAAUAACUUUCAGCAAAAUUGAUCCAUCCAUGCAAUGCAGGAACAACAUCUGAAAUAAUUUUUUUGAAAGCUGACAAUUAUAUACCCAAUGCUUUAUUUAAGCAGAUUCAUUAUAAGGAGAGACUGACAAAUUAACAUCCAGAGAAAUUAUAUUCAGUUAUUGAUGUGGGAAAAGCAGCUUCCUAAUGUUGCUGAGCAACAUGUGAGACUACAAUGAAUCAGAUUCUGUUGCUUUGAAGGACUUCCUAGAUCUUGAACACUGCCUAACUCCCAGCAUCUGAGAACCAGGCUGAGCUGACCUAACCAAGCAUUUUCUGCUAGGUGUGAUGGUAGUUUCUUCAUAUUGUGGACAAAUACAAGAAUUCUCUAAUGACCCUAGGGGGAAAAUUGUCUUUUCAAACUAAGGAAAAUUAAACACACAUCAUGAAAUGUUUAUUCCUCAUAACAAAGGAGAAAUCCAUGAAAACCAUGCCUUGAUACUCACAGAUGCACUAAGUUUUCAAGAGCAUCCAGGUAGAUUAGGGACAAGAAAGAAAGACUCAUCUGUUCUCAUUUUAGAAAUAGCUACAAGCUUGCUAAUAUAAAAACAAAACCUGGCCUAUGCUAAUCUCUGAGUGAACAAUAGAUUCUGAGGGGGAUGGGGCUCAAAGCCACGUAUAGAUGGAUAUUGAGAAGAGAAGGCUUUGAGAUAUGCAACUCAUUGUCUUUCCUUUUCAAGCACAAUGACAGAGGGGGAAAACCAGAAUAUAUUUAAAAUAAGAGAAACAAAAUUUAGAAAAUUAGUUUUGCCCCAGUGUGACGGCACACACAUGUGUACCAGGAGGCAGAGGCAGAUGGAGUUCUGUGAGUUUGAGUUCAGUUUGGUCUAUUUAGUGUGUUCCAGGCCCACUAAGAGCUCCAAGGUGAGAGUCAGUCCAGAAAAAUGAAGCAAAGCAAACUAAACAAAUGGUUUUAUAGUUGAAAGAGUUAAGCAAGUUACUACAUAGAUUCCAAAAUGCUUUCCAAGAACCAGUCACCAAUUUUUGUUUGAAAAAAUAUUCCUUCAUAGGGUUUUAAAAGCAGUCUUUUAGCCGGGUGGUGGUGGUGCACGCCUGUAAUCCUAGCACUCUGGGCGGCAGAGGCAGGCAGAUUUCUGAAUUCGAGACCAGUCUGGUCUAAGGAGUGAGUUCCAGGACAGCCAGGGCUAUACAGCGAAACCCUGUCUUGAAAAAACCAAAAUCCAAAAAAUAAAAAAAAUUAAAAAAUUAAAAAACAACAAAAAAAUAAAAGUAGUCUUUUAAUGCAAUUAUUCUUAAGUUUCUUAAGAACUGUGAUGUCUAUAAUUGAUCACAUCAAAGUUAUAAGAAAAGAAUUUUGAAGACUAAUUUCUAAUGUAUGUUUGCAUACAAACUUAAGACUAGAAGUUUAUUAAUCUAUUUAUUAAUUUGUAUGGCACACAUACAUUAGAAAUUCUUUGUCUCCAAAACAUAUGGCAGAAUUUUAAAAAUUAACUUAUAUUCAGUAUGUAGAUUUUUAUGUCUAUGAAUAUUUUGCCUGCAUGUAUAGCUCUAUACCAAGUGUGUACCUGAUGCCUAUGGAGGCCAGAAUUAGGUGUGAAAAUCUGAGGAUUGAGAGCCACAAUGUGGGUGCUAGGAAAUGAUCCUCAGUUCUUUGGAAGAGCAGCCAGUGCUCUUCUUAAUCUCUGGGUCAUCUCUCCAGCCCCAGCCCCUAAAUCAGUAUUUAAACAUUCAUUCAAAGAUUAGAGCUAAAAGGACACGUGCAAUGCUUGAUUUUGUUGCCCCAAACCCAUCUUAAGUUAUUUCUAUGUCCUCAAUAGUCAAGUGGAAUGACAAGUGUUCAGUUUAAAUUGACAAAUUUUAAAGUGUUGAAUCUGAGGUACACUUAUUUCUUUAAAAAAGUUUUAAAAAGUCUUUUUGUAUAUGUACAGAUUUUCUAUGUGCACAUGUUUGCAGAAUUCCUCUGUAAGAGCAGCAAGUGCUCUUACCCACUGAGCCAUCUCACCAACCUGAUAACUUAAUGUGUAUUCAUUACUUUGUGAGGCUUGGGGAUGAGGCCACUCAGUGAAAUCCUACACAAACAGAUUUUGGUGAACAGUUUAGUCAUUAGGUGGAGUUUAAUCCAGAAUCCAUUCUAGCAUGUCCUUUCAUAGGUAAACCAGCUCUGCCAUCUAUCUGCCUUACAAUGGAGUCUACUUAAGACACCAACCCAGGUGUCUUAACUCCCUUCCAACACCUUGUCAAGAGUUCCACAGAUAUCUAGCAAUGCCAUCCAACUUUAGAAGGAGGAAAGUGAAGUCUUCCCGGGACUGGAACCCAGGCUCCUUUAUUCCCAAUUUAUUGCUUUCUCGGGACUUGGUUUUAAGCAUGAGUUCACUUUAGGAAGCAUACAACAGCUUACCGAACAGCAAAACAAAAGAAGAAAACCAUGCUGGCUGACUUGAACUAGCUCAUUGGGAAAUCAAGAUGGCUGUUUCCUUUCCACCUUCAUACGGUGUCAUAGAGAUAAAACCAGCUGGGAACUUGCCCUCAGAUUCCCUCCCUAGGACCAAGCUGAUGUGACUCCAUACGGAUGUCAGCUGGAUCUAUUAGUCCUUUUCUAAGUGGCAUGGGAGGCCUCAGGGCACGUUCACCACUGGUGUUCCCCAGGAAGAUUUGCUCGGAAGGAUACACAGUAGUGUGGUAUCUUGGCCUUUGUUGUUGGUUUGAAAACAGGAAGUACCAGAGAAAAGAGAGCAACACUAACAACAGAAUACAUAAAGAGGGGCAGGUUUAUCCAAUUUCCUUCUCUCAGAGGCCCAGGAGAUAAAGAGACGUGAGAGCUGUUAAAACAAUCAGUUUUAUUAAGAUUUUUUUUUGUGUGCUGUCCUACAUGCAACUCACACUGGAAAUUCUGACCCAAAUCACCAUCCUCUAUUAAAACUGUAUCCUACUGACAGAAAUUUUUCAUUUCCUUGGUGUGCCCAACACAGGUGGUUUAAAUUCUCUUUACACCUUUCCUUCCCAAUUAUGAAAAAUAUUCUUACCUAUUGAGGCCAUUUAGAACAGCCUUUCAGAGCCAGUUUAGUUCUUUCACAGAUAGUUUUGUAAGAUUCUUCUCACUUGCAAAUGGGAAAGAAAGGUUGUUGAUCCACUGCCUACAAAAACAAUUGGCCCAAAAUUGAAGAACUGAGUCUUAGGCAUCGUGCCACUGCUUCACAGUCCCUAUGUAGGUCUCAAUACAGACAGCAAGGGACCAGCUUUGGUGUGGGAAGGGACCCUGGGUCCUAGUCAAAUCCGAAGAUGUUUAUACUAUUCUGCACUACCAUGUUUUCAUAGUUGUAGGGAUUGCAUCCAGAGGCAUUGAAGACCAAGGAUAUUACUGGAACGUAGCCACUACUCACUACACUGCCCAGGAGAACUUUCCGGGAAAGUUCCUGAAACUUGUGAGAAAUGUAUUCUGAGACUAAGCCAAGGGCAGACAUGUAAAGCAACCUCCCAGAGCAGAGUCUUGUCUCAAAAGAUUAGGUAAGGGUGUUACGUUUGAGUAAACACAAAGGUGUAAAUCAGAGGGGCUGGAGGAGAAGAGUCCUGAUAGAGGGUGAUGGGGUGCAGAUAAUGCAGUCGAAAAAACAAGGCCAAAAAAGCAGCUGGAAUGAGCCUACUGUUUCAGGUUGAGACAUAGCAUAAAACUGGGCUAUUUAAGCAGCAGUUUCAAAUCAUAGUCUCAGGGUUGUUUUGAUUUGCAUUUCCCUGAUGAAUAAGGAUGCUGAACACUUCUUUAAGUGCUCCUCUGCUAUUCAAGAUUCCUCUGUUGAGAAUUCUCUCAUUAGCUCUGUACCCCAUUCUUUAAUUAAGUUAUUUGAGUUGUUGUUGUCUAACUUCUUGAGUUCUUUAUAUAUUUUCGAUGUUAGCUCCCUUUUGGGGAGUCUUUUUCUUUUUCUUUUUCCAAUCAGUAUGUUGCCAUUUGGUCCUAUUGACAGUGUCCUUUGCCUUAUAGAAGCUUUCCAGUUCCAUGAAGUCCCAUUUAUCAAUUGUUAUCUUAGAGCCCCAGCCAUUGGUGUUCUGUUCAAGAGAAUUGUCCCUGUGUCAGUGUAUUUAUGUCUUUUUCCCACUUUUUCUUCUAUUAGAUUCAAUGUAUUUAGUUUCAUGUUGUGGUCCUUGAUCCACUUGGACUUGAGCUGUAUGCUCCCUAUAUCCCUCUCCCCUUCCCUCCCUCUCUCUUUCCCUCCCUCGCUCCCUUCAUUUAUCUCUCUUCCCUCUCCCGCUCUUCCUCUCUUUUUAUUCUUCUCCCCCUUACUCCACCUUCUCAUAAACUGCCUAAAAUGAGUUUCCAUUCAAACUAUCAUGCUUUGGAAAUAAGCAAAUAUGUACUUUUUAUUUAAUUGCCUCUUGGUAUAAUCUCUAAGUGUGAAAACAUGGUAGCACCGGAUAAUAUAAGCAGUUUUCAGGGUGAACCUCACAAAGCCCCAAGGAAUACAUCAACCACUAUUCUAACAAGAUUUCGCUUCUGAGAAAAAUGAUCUAUACUAAGCAGAACCAAGCAUAUAGUAUUUGGAACACAGGAAGUUGAUUAAAGUAUUCUAAAAUGUACCCUGAACUGUCAAGGAAGAUUUAGUGUACAAGCGCCUUCAUCUCACUGGCUGGAACAGCCACACAGGGCUGGUCAGACACCUGGAGAAGCACAGAGGAAGAAGUUCUCUUCUGAAUAUUCUCUGUACCUGGAUUUGAGGAAGUGGCUAGGAGGCUAAGAACACUGGCUGUUCUAGAGUACCUGAGUUCACUUCCCAGCACCUACAUGGCAUUUCACAACCAUUUGUAACUUCGGUCUCAUAUUCAACACCCUUUUCCGAACUUUGCAGUCACCAGGCACGAAUGUGGUGCACAGACUUUGUGCAGACAAAACAUCCAUACACAUAAAAUAAAUAUAUUACUUUUAAAUGUGUCUGAAUGCAAAAUAACUAGAUUGUGACUUUACUAUUCCUAUAGUAAUGACAACGGGCACAGUUACCUACAGGCAGUUAACAGCACCUCUGUAGUCCAAUGCUUGGUUUCCACAUGGGUCAGCAAUGGCUAAACCUUAGAGCAUUUCAUGUUUCCUGCAUUUUCCACAUAUGGUAAGAGCUGCAGCUGGGACACACAAGCACACUUGCAUUUGCUUAAAUGUGGAAAUAACAUUUCCAGCCACUUUAUCAUGACAAGUGUUUUAUAAGCCAUUUAAAUUAGUAGCUUUAACUCUCUAUCUCCUUAUGGGUGUGAAGCUUUCUUCCUCCCGGCUGUAAGGUACAGGCUGUUGAAUUCCUCGACUUUUCACCAACACAAAACACAAUGCUUUUCCAUAUGGGGAAAUGACAGAAGUUUGAAAGAAUGAUAUUGAGUCCCAACACAAACAAUUCACUGUUGUCCAGGUCUGAAUGACUAAUGUUAGAGAUUGGAGCUUCAGUACAGCUGUGUGCUGUGCAUACGUAGCUGCAGUGGGCAGGUGUGUAUUGUGUUCCAAAGAUUUGGGUGCCAAAACAUACAGAACAUUCAUGUUCUUCUGAGGAAGUCUGGGAGGAUCAGAGCUACUGCUUUUAAGAGUUCUUAGACUGCUGAUUGCAAUGGCUUACCCAUAUUAAAAAGAAGAAAGUACUCCUUUAUUCUGCAGAGCUUUCUUUUCCCUGACAAAGGUAUGCUUGUUAAUAAGAGAAAGGAUAGUAGUAGAAAUGAAAUUUUGGGUGUUUUUUUUAAAAAACAUCUGGGAAGUAAACUUCUUUGUUUGUAAAAUGAGAGCAGUGAUGGUCAUCCUGUUUCCUUCUUAGAAAAGCAGGUGAAACAAAGUUCACACUUAGUGCUGAACAUUUGAAACAUAGUACUUCAGUGCUCAUAGCAUGAUCAGAUGAUCAGAUGGGGCCAGGGUUGCAUUCUUGUUUAACAAAAGGAAAGAACAAAGAAGUGACAAAUGUGCACAAAGUCACAGGUUAAGCUACAGUAGAACCAGGAUAUGUGAGCUUCUUCUGGCUCAGAACAAGUGCAUCUCUUUGUCAACCCCUAUGGUUAUGAGUGGUUAUGAGCCAGAAUAUUCACUAGGAUAGGAUACUGAGAAGUCAUAUGACAGAAAAAGGAAUAAAUUAACAGGCUUGAAGCUUGCCCUGUACAUUGACACACCUGUGAGAUGAAUAAAUGUGGGAAACAUGAGACAGAAGAGAAGCCAUUGACAAAUGGUUGCUGAAUGUUUCAUAUUGUGUAGAAUUUUCCUAUCUUAUACUGUGUCAUAUACUACCACAAUAUAAUUGGUUGGUACUUGAUUCCAUCUGUUAGUCUGUAGAAUUUGCUGUGAUUCUCAUAUAUGGUACGAAUGUCUGUGAUAUGUAUUAAUAAAGGUUUCUUUAAU
Molecule: messenger RNA, 10119 nt
Organism: Apodemus sylvaticus (European woodmouse)
Lineage: Eukaryota; Metazoa; Chordata; Mammalia; Rodentia; Muridae
Gene: Ndnf
Product: neuron derived neurotrophic factor
Exons: 4
Coding region: 507-2213 (568 amino acids)
Biological process (GO): extracellular matrix organization
Molecular function (GO): protein binding
Source: RefSeq, a predicted model, not a curated record